This is a messenger RNA of Kluyveromyces lactis, 1449 nucleotides long. RefSeq names its product adenylosuccinase ADE13 (gene ADE13). The record is from RefSeq and is a predicted model, not a curated record. Gene Ontology annotation, biological process: 'de novo' AMP biosynthetic process. The transcript has a single exon. Bases 1 to 1449 code for a protein of 482 amino acids. NCBI's taxonomy places the organism in Eukaryota, Fungi, Ascomycota, Saccharomycetes, Saccharomycetales, Saccharomycetaceae. Gene Ontology annotation, molecular function: (S)-2-(5-amino-1-(5-phospho-D-ribosyl)imidazole-4-carboxamido) succinate lyase (fumarate-forming) activity; N6-(1,2-dicarboxyethyl)AMP AMP-lyase (fumarate-forming) activity. Gene Ontology annotation, cellular component: cytosol.
AUGUCUGAUUACGAUAAGUACACCACACCACUAUCUUCUCGUUAUGCUUCUGAGGAGAUGUCUUCCAUAUUCUCUUUGAGAAACAGAUUCUCUACCUGGAGAAAGCUUUGGUUGAAUUUGGCUAUUGCUGAAAAGGAAUUAGGUCUUGAUGUCAUUAGUGAAGAAGCCAUUGAGCAAAUGAAGGCUCAUUUGACCAUCAACGAUGAAGAAAUCGCUGCUGCUUCCAAGCAAGAGGCCAUUGUCAGACACGAUGUUAUGGCUCACGUUCACACUUUUGGUGAAACUUGUCCUAAAGCCGCUGGUAUCAUCCAUCUAGGUGCUACCUCAUGUUUUGUCACCGAUAAUGCUGACUUGAUCUUCUUGAGAGAUGCUUACGAUAUCUUGAUUCCUAAGUUGGUCAAUGUUAUCAACAGAUUGUCCAAGUUUGCUUUGGAGUACAAGGAUCUACCAGUAUUGGGCUGGACUCAUUUCCAACCAGCUCAAUUGACUACCUUGGGUAAAAGAGUCACAUUGUGGAUCCAAGAACUAUUGUGGGAUCUAAGAAACUUUGUCAGAGCUAGAAACGAUAUCGGUCUACGUGGUGUCAAGGGUACCACCGGUACCCAAGCUUCUUUCUUAACUUUGUUCCAUGGUGAUCACGACAAAGUGGAAGCUUUGGACAAGAGAGUUGCUGAACUAUUGGGAUUCUCUACUGUCUACCCAGUUACCGGUCAAACUUAUUCUAGAAAGAUUGAUAUCGACGUGUUGGCUCCAUUAUCCUCAUUUGCAGCUACUGCUCACAAGAUGGCGACUGAUAUCAGAUUAUUGGCUAACUUGAAGGAAUUGGAAGAACCGUUCGAAAAAUCUCAAAUUGGUUCCUCUGCCAUGGCUUACAAGAGAAACCCAAUGCGUUGCGAACGUGUGUGUUCUCUUGCCAGACAUUUGGGUUCUUUGUUCAACGAUGCCGUACAAACCGCGUCAGUGCAAUGGUUUGAAAGAACUUUGGAUGACUCUGCCAUCAGAAGAAUCUCUUUGCCAAGUGCUUUCUUGACCGCAGACAUUCUACUAUCCACUUUGCUAAACAUCUCUUCCGGUUUAGUCGUUUAUCCAAAGGUCAUCGAAAGAAGAAUUAUGGGUGAAUUGCCAUUCAUGGCCACUGAAAAUAUUAUCAUGGCCAUGGUCGAGCACGGUGCAUCCAGACAAGAAGUUCAUGAAGCUAUCAGAGUGCUAUCUCACCAAGCUGCCGCUGUCGUCAAGGAACAAGGUGGUGACAACGACUUGAUCGAACGUGUGAGACAGGACAAGUUCUUCGAACCUAUCUGGAAUGAAUUGGACUCAUUGUUGGAGCCAUCCACCUUUGUCGGUAGAGCUCCUCAACAAGUUGAGAAGUUCGUUGCCAACGAUGUCAAACAAGCGUUGGCUGCUUUCCAAAAUGAUAUCACUGAUGUCGAAGUUAAGCUAAACGUUUAA